Molecule: messenger RNA, 1431 nt
Organism: Ananas comosus (pineapple)
Lineage: Eukaryota; Viridiplantae; Streptophyta; Magnoliopsida; Poales; Bromeliaceae
Product: probable polygalacturonase At1g80170
Exons: 10
Coding region: 51-1343 (430 amino acids)
Biological process (GO): carbohydrate metabolic process
Molecular function (GO): polygalacturonase activity
Source: RefSeq, a predicted model, not a curated record
UCAAUCAAAUAAACCUGUUUCGCUUCCUCAACGAAGCGCCCCUCUUCAAUAUGCCAUGCUCUCUCUUUGUUUCUGCGGUCCCGAAUUUGGUGGUUCUCGGUUUUCUAUUCCUGAACUGGUUUUUCGUAGAUCUCACGCUGCUGCAGCAUAAGCCUUCUCGUGUUCCAGCUAUUGCUAGUGUAGUUACUGAGGAAAACACAACACAAUUCAAUGUUCUUGACUUUGGAGCAGUCGGCGACGGCAUAACAGAUGAUUCCCAGGCUUUCUUAAGUGCAUGGAAUGCAACUUGUGGGACAACCACAGGCCUUUCAACAUUCAUCGUUCCGAGUGACAAAAUAUUUCUUCUUAAACCCCUAACAUUCAAGGGCCCAUGCAAUUCCAGCUACGUCGACGUCCAGAUUGCUGGGACUCUUAUACCACCUGACACUCCAAGCACAUGGAAGGGCAUAGAUGCCUCUCUGUGGCUUCAGUUUGCUUCUGUGGAUGGACUCACUUUGAGUGGUUCAGGUCGCUUAAAUGGCCGCGGAUAUAAUUGGUGGCAGCAAUCUUGCAGAAUAAAUCAUACAGAGGGGUGCACCAAAUUAGCUCCGACGGCUAUAAGAUUCGUCAGGUGUACAGACGUGGUCGUCAGCAAUCUAAAUCUCGCAGAUAGUCCGCAGACGCAUGUGUUGAUUCAUGGCAGCCGAAGAGUUACCGUGACAAACCUCAAGAUUACAGCCCCAGCUCACAGUCCAAACACGGACGGCAUUCACAUCCAAUCCUCUCAGCAUGUCGCGAUUCAGAACACAAUUAUAGGGACAGGUGAUGAUUGUAUAUCCGUCGGAGAUAACACUUACAAUAUUGUGAUCCAAGGGAUUGCGUGCGGGCCAGGCCAUGGUAUAAGUGUUGGGAGCUUAGGAAGGGGAGGGUCUAAUGUUUCCGUUGAAGAAAUUCACGUUUCCUUCGCCAAGUUAUUCAACACGACAAAUGGUGUAAGGAUCAAAACAUGGCAGGGAGGAACUGGAUACGCAAAGUCUAUAUCAUUUGAUCGUAUUAACUUCAACAAUGUGCAGAACCCGAUCAUCAUCGAUCAAUAUUACUGCGAUGUUCGCCACAGAUGCGCUAACCAGACCAAUGCAGUGCAAAUAAGCAAUGUAACAUACUCAUACCUCUCCGGGACUUCGAAGACCGAUGUUGCGAUAAGCCUCAACUGCAGUCAAAGCGUCGCCUGCACCGGAAUGCACUUCAAGAAUGUAAACAUUACCGCGGCGUCAUCGGGAAGAGAUGUGCAGUCCUUCUGCAUUAAUGCUCAUGGAGACAGCAAAGGAGAUGUCCACCCAGAUAUGGCAUGUCUCAGCAUGUGAAAUAUUAUCAAUGUAAAUAAUCCUCUUGUUAUCGGAUAUUUGAAUUUGCGACUCAUUCAUUUAUUUCAAAGUUAGCUCGUGGCUUACG